CGUAGUUGAAAGUGGACGUGUGUGGAACAGCAUGAAUAUUAAAUACGUCAAAUAAGGAGUAAAACCCAAGUAAAAAGUGUAAAGUGCUAUAAAAAUUCAUGUGCGGGAUGAGUGGUAACGUGUGUAUGUGUGAAUAAUGCCUUUAGUAAACUCUAGGACUUGGAAAUAGUUUUGUAAACAAACUGUGUUUCGUGUAAUCAAAAUGGCUGGACUUUGAAGAUCUCAUUCUUUGUCCGUAUGUCAGUAUGAAAGUUGAGCUCAUUGCCCAAGAUAAGAGGAUAGAGAGGGAAUACAUGACAUGUUCAUCCACUCCCAUAAUUUGGUCACAGAUAACAAUAGCACUGGGACACUCCAAUAUAAAAAACACAAAGCUGACAAUUUCAGUUCCAGUGCCAACACAGAUCUUUCAAUAGUAGAGCAAGUGUUCUCUUUGAAUGGAAAUAAUUUUGGCACUUCAAACGACAAUGUCAGCCAUAGUAGCCCUUCUGGGGGUAAUCAGCAGCCCUAUGUUCGUGCCUCCACUAUCAAGCUUCUAGAUACCUAUCAGCGUUGUGGCCAAAAGCGCAAGACUUGGUCCCCCUCCUUCGAGGCAAAUGGUAAUAGGUGCGCCGCUGGCGGCGAGUCAAGCGGCGGCGGCGGCGUCGUCGUUCCUCCCGACCCCCCCACCACCACCACCACCAUCACCGCCUCCACCUCCGCAGCGGCAUCCUCCACCACCACCACGACGGCCCACAGCAAGGUCGCGGCGGCGGCUCAGGGGGCGACCCACCCCCAGCCGCAAGGUAAGAAAAAAUGUUCCGGCUCGGGCGCCGACGGCGACUACCAGCUGGUGCAGCACGAGGUGCUCUACUCGAUGACCAAUCAGUACGAGGUGCUCGAGUUCCUCGGCAGAGGCACCUUCGGCCAGGUGGUCAAGUGCUGGAAGAAGGGCACCAACGAAAUAGUCGCCAUCAAGAUACUGAAGAACCAUCCGUCGUACGCCCGACAGGGCCAAAUCGAGGUCAGCAUCCUGUCUCGACUUAGCCAAGAGAAUGCCGACGAGUUCAACUUCGUCAGGGCGUACGAGUGCUUCCAGCACAAGAACCACACGUGUCUGGUGUUUGAAAUGCUCGAGCAGAAUCUCUAUGAUUUUCUCAAGCAGAACAAGUUCAGCCCGCUGCCGCUCAAGUACAUCAGGCCCAUCUUGCAGCAGGUGUUGACCGCGUUGCUCAAACUUAAGCAAUUAGGCCUCAUCCACGCCGAUCUCAAGCCGGAGAACAUCAUGCUGGUCGAUCCUGUGCGGCAGCCGUACCGCGUCAAGGUCAUCGACUUCGGCUCCGCCAGCCACGUCAGCAAGGCGGUGUGCAACACGUACCUGCAGUCGAGGUACUACAGAGCGCCCGAGAUCAUCCUCGGCCUGCCGUUUUGCGAGGCCAUCGACAUGUGGUCGCUGGGAUGCGUCGUCGCCGAAUUGUUUUUGGGGUGGCCACUGUAUCCCGGCUCGUCCGAGUACGAUCAGAUCAGAUACAUAAGCCAAACGCAAGGCCUGCCGACCGAGCACAUGCUCAACAACGCCUCGAAAACCACCAAAUUCUUCUACCGCGACAUGGACAGCACCUACCCCUUCUGGCGGCUGAAGACGCCCGAGGAGCACGAGGCGGAGACGGGCAUCAAAUCGAAGGAGGCCAGGAAGUACAUCUUCAACUGUCUGGACGACAUCGGGCAGGUGAACGUGCCCACCGAUCUGGAGGGGGGGCAGCUGCUGGCCGAGAAGGUGGACAGGAAGGAGUUCAUCGAUCUGUUGAAGCGGAUGCUCACCAUGGACCAGGAACGUCGCACCACCCCCGGCGAAGCCCUCAACCACGCUUUCGUCCGACUCGCCCAUCUCGUCGACUACGCGCACUGCAACAACGUGAAGGCCAGCGUGCAGAUGAUGGAGGUGUGCAGACGGAGCGACUUCAACGGCGCCGCCGCCAACCACCAGCCGGCCGCGGCGCCGCCGCCGCAGCAGCAGGCCGCCUCGCUCGUCGCCAACUUCGUGCCCGGCUCCAAUGGGAAUGUGACGUUCACUAUCAACAACCAGCUGAGCAAUCAGGUGCAGCGGCUGGUGAGGGACAGGUCGGGGUACGAUAAUUUGUACCAGAUCUACAACGGCCGCACGGUGGGCAGACAGUACGCGACGGGCGGCCGGGCGGACCCCUUCCAGCACCAGCUCGUCUCGUCCAUCCUGUGCCCGGCCGGGUACCAGGGCAUGGGCGGCUCGCCUGCUAAGCACGUUGCCGUCGUGCAGCAGCCGCAGCUGCAGAUCCAGCCGCCCAUCCUGGGGCAGGCGGGGCAGCAGCAGUACGUGCCCGUCAGCGUGGUGGAGCCGAGCGGCAGGCAGAUGCUGUUGACGAACGCCGUGCAAACCUCCUGGCCCACCACCCGCCAACAGAUGGCUCUAGUCCCGUCGUGGCAGCAGCUGCCUCCGCAGCACGCCGCCAUCCAGCAGCCGCUCAUCUCCGAGGACUGGGGCCGCCCCCUGCUGGUCGACUCGUCCGCCAUCUUGCAGGAGCAGCGGCCCGUGUUUCCGGUGGAUGUGGCAGCUGCCGCCGCCGCCGAGGUGUAUAAUCCGAUGGUGGAGCACGCGGCGGCUGCUGCGGCUGCGGCGGCGGCGGCUUCUUGGGGGGCGAGCAAGAGGAGCUCCAAAGGCCACCACGGGCAGCAGGGCGGAGGUGGGAGUCUUCAUGGGCACCACCACUUGAUGGUUCCCAGCCAUCACAGAUCUCAGCACGACAAGAAAGAACAGACGCAGCUCAGUCCUGUGAAGAAACGAGUCAAAGAGGGCACCCCACCAUCGGAACAGAUCCACUACGCCAGCAGCAGCAGGCGAAAUCACAGCCCUAGCACUCAAUGGCAACAUUCUUCCACUCAACAACAGAUCGCCACUUCUCACGACCUCCAUGCGCCGCCCGCCUCCACGCACCAUCACCACCACCACCAGCACCACCACCAUCAUCAUCCCCACAACGGUGGCGGCAAACAGCACACCAUCACCAUCAACGACACCCCCUCGCCGGCCGUCUCCGUCAUCACGAUCUCCGAUAGCGAGGACGAGACAGGAGGUGGGGGCAAGAAGGGGAGCAGGGGGCAAAAUGGGGGAGUGGUCCAUAGGAAGAACGUGAUCAGUUGCGUCAGCUUGCAGGAUAGCGAUAACGAGGAGAGGGGAUCGACGAAGCACGCUCACAACUCCCGCGGCAGCACGACCAGCAACGGCGCCAUCUACCACCACAACCAGGUGAUCAAGAACGAACCGUCAUCAUCCUCGUGUCAAAACCAGAGCAGCCAGACGACGCAGAGCCACCACAGCCAUCAGCAGAGCCACCACAGUCAUCAGCAGAACCACCACAACCAACAGCAGCAGCAGCAUUCUUCUGGUGGAGGAGAGUAUGCGUCGCAGAAGAAGCGGUUGUUGGCUAAAGCGCAGUCCGAGUGUAUGCUGAACGUGCCGACCAAGCAGGAGCCGGCCGACUACCAGUAUAUGCAGCAUUGCGGUAGUGCUUGCAAGGAACCCGCACAGGCGUACCAGUACGACCAGCCGUACGGCACGCCGUCCUCUUCGUCAUCGUCGAGCGAGAAGCGAGUCUCGUGGGCGGCACCCGCGCCGCCCCCGGCUGCCCACGUCUCCUCGGGGGGCGGUGGGGGCAGCUCGCGCCGCCACUCGGCCGUGCCCGUCGUCGGCGGGCCGCCGCAGGAGUACGCGGGCGGGCAGGAGGGGUACGGCCUUCAGCCGCCGGCCGCCCAUUCGACGCGGGACGGGCGUCUGCUGUCGGCGGCGGCAGCGGGGGGCGGGGGCGGGAAGGGGUGGGGGACGGUCCAGCAGGGGAUGCAUCCGGGGUACAGACAACAAGGCCACGCCCACCUGUCACCGCAACCGCUAGCGCAGCCGCGCGUCUCGCCGCAGCACCCUCUGGCGGCCGCCGCCGGCCAACCGCUCUACCACCAUGCGCACCACGCCCACCACGCGCACCAAUCGGCGGCCGAGCUGUACCGACGGCCGGUGUACGUGACGACGACGGCGCCGGCGCCGCUGCCUCAGGCGCAGGCCGCGGCCUACUUGCCUGCCGGCCACCAGCAAGGCCGUGCCCUACCACCGCCGCCCGCGCACCACGCCAGUGCCCGCCCCGUGUUAGCUGCCCACGCGGCCCACCCGCUGCCCGCCCACCUGCAGUUCCCGUCGCACGCCCAAGUCGCGUCGGCGUACGGCUUCGCCCCGCUCAGCCCCGCCAAGGGCCACCAGUACCAGCCCAGCCUGUGGUUCGCCGAAUAAGCGAAGAGGGGAGGGGCGAGAUCGGUCGGUGGGUGUGGUCGGGAAUGUUAUUGGUCGACGGUAUCGAAGGGGGAGGAGGGAAGGAAACGAUCGGGGCGUGGUCAAGGGUGGAAUGUUUUUGAAGGAGGGUCGGGAAUGGGAAUGAUCAGGGCGUGGUUAGGAACGGGAUGAUUCGUGUGUUCUGGAAGGGGUGGGGAGGAAAUGAUUGGGAAUGUGUUAGGAGAAUGGGAAGAUUGUUCUUUGUCCAUCGACAUAACCGAGUGUCUAGAUCUGUACUUGAGAUCGCUGGUAGAUGUAGGUCAACAUCAGUGUUGUUUGUUCAAUUAUGUUGCCAAUUUUACGAUAAUUAUUAUGGUAUCCGUACCAUGAUAUGGCCUUGUGUAACCCAUUUUGUUUUUGCCUCUCCAUGUUUUCAGCAAUACCAAACACUUGACAACACUGCUGAUCUAUUGUUUUUCACUUGACAUCUGACAGCAGCAGGCGACAGUUCACUUGAGUGAUAUUUUUGCAAUCUGAACUAACUGACAUAUUUUGUUGAAACUGAUUUGAAUCAGUUGAAAUGCGUUUUAUUGCAAUACUUCAAUCUGAUAGAAUGCAUGUUGACUGAUUCAGAUCAGUUCAAGUGAAAUAUUUCAGUCAGUUCAGAACGAAAUAAUCACCGCUGCCGAAUCAGCACUUGAAUCGCUUUGAGCGCACUAUCAUUGAUUCGAUUAACGCUUAGAACGCUUGUAAAUAUUCACCGUGCGUCAUUAUGACGUCAUGGAUUACGUCACUCCUCGUGCUCAGAGAGAUCUCAGUUCAGAGGUGGAGCGGUGGUCUUGUCACAACUGUCAAUUGAAACUUGAAAAAGUAAACAUUAGGGGUGAAAAGUCCUAAUAGAAGUACUGUUAUACAGAAAACAGAGACAACUCUCUCUACAUAAUUUUCGAUACGAGGUAUCAAAAUCAAUCUCUAUACAGAGUGACCCAAUUGAAAGCGGGCCACCCUCAUAAUUUCUUUCUAUUUAUGGAGCGAUUUUCACGACUUUUUUUCGAAAUGUAGAGGGAGGAAAGGUCCGCUUUUAUUAAAAACCAAGGCCUAGUAGAUCACAUUAAAAGGUUGAAAGAUUCAGAAUAAAUAGUAGCUAUUUUUUUAGAAAUAAUCCGCGUACCCCACUGGAAUCGACGUCCUCUGAAAUAGAUCUGUACCAAGUUCCAAGAAAAAAUUCAACAUUAACGAUUCUACAGUGUGUUUCAUUUCAAACGGCAUCCCCUCUAUAUCAGCUAUUAGUCGUGCGAUUCGUACCAAAUUUGGACCAGUACGAAUAACCAUCAAUCUGAUCAGUUUGGACAGUGCCGUGCUUUUCAUUGAAAUUAAAAGGGUUCGAUUUUUAUGAAAAGAAUGCCAAAAAUCACCUCAUCCCAAAUUAACAGGAUUGGCUAAAAUUUUUGUCAUUUUCAGUCUCGGGAAAAUAGUGAAUUCAAACUAACUGCAAAUUUUGGAACGUUCAAUAGCUCAGGUAGGUACGUUCGCAAAAAUGCUCUUCAGAUGUGCUUGUUUUUUCGAAACCCUCCACAGGAAUCAUAUAAAAAUACACAUAUAGGGGUUUGAACCAUGAAAACAGUAUUAUGAGGUUAGUUUUCCUGUAAAAACUGCCUGAUGUGAUAUCAUAAAAAAAUGACCCCUUUUUAUUUCAAUAAAAACGCACGGCACUGAUAAUAUUGAUGGUUAUUCACAAUGGUCCGAAUUUUGUACGAAUCGCACAACUAAUAGCUGAGAUAUAGAAGGGGACUGUUUGAAAUAAGAAACGCUGUAGAGUCGUUAAUGUUGAGCAUUUCUUCAUGAAACUUGGUACAGAUCUAUUUCAGAGGACGCCUAUUCCAGGGGUGUAUGGUGCAGAUUUUUUCUAAAAAAAUUGCUAAUAUGGAUUCUGGAUUUUUCGGUCUCUGAAAGUGAUCUAGUAGGCCUUGGUUUAAAAAAAGUGGAUACCGCUUAGCUCCAAAAUACAUCUUCCCUCCGUAAAUAAAAAAUUAUGAGGGUGGCCCACUUUCAAAUGGGUCACUCUGUAUGUAUGAAAUUGAAUCCCAUUGGGUGAACGUCUUGAAUUCAUUUGGGAAGGUUUUCGGGUUGUGGGUACAUGAGCUCUAGAAAUUAGGUUAUGUCGUUGGUCUUUUUGAUGUUCGAGGGUGAUAGAAUUGUAUGUUAGUUUCGAUAUAAUAUUGCAUACGGUAUGGGGCAGUUGAGAUAUUGCAGCUCGAAUUUUACUCGAUUUUUCGAUCUGAUCCAAGAUCCAAGUUGGAAACAUCAUUUUUUUCAUUGUUUGAUAUUGGAGGAAUUGUCUAUUCAACCGGAAAGGAAUGGUUUCCAGUUACGUCUUUGAAUUUUUUUUAUGGAUUUGCUUUCAGUUCCUCGUUGAUUCCGAAUUAUAAAUUAUCACAGCCUCAUCUUCAGAAAGACUGUUUGAAGAAGUCUCCAAAAAUGCCGCACUGAUAUUAUUUAUCUUGGGUAUUCCACAAAAUAUUAGUUUUGAAUGCCCAUAUUUUGUGGAAUAUGGAAGAUGAAAAUUUAUUGCGUUUCCUAUUUUUGGAAAGCUCUUCAGAACCAGGUUUUCCUACUGGUGAAAAAUGCAUACACUCUGCUGGUUCCUAGGUACCUACUCUAUUUUUUUUCCUCCAAACAAAAAUGAAAAAGUAAUCGGCUGAUGAGUACUUCGACUCAUCUGGUACAGGGUGAUGAUGAACAUUUUGAACUAUCACAAAUAAUGAUAAUGAUGUAUGGAAUUUUCCGAAUGUACUAGAUGUUUGAUUGGAUCUUGGUUAUCUUGUGAGAAGAAAAUUCUUGAGUAUUCAUGAGUUGAGAAUGUAUGUCUUGUUACUUCAGGGGUUCCUGAACUUGCAUCUGAUAAGUAAUUUUGUCAUAAAAAUUCGAGUUGUAAUAUUUUGAUUGUGACGUAAUUCAUUUUAUCAUUUUAGUUUUCGUGUUUUUGUGUCUGGUUUUUAAAUUUAAGAAUAUAACAAGUUAUUUUAUGCAAUAUUAUAAAUACGCGGUAAUAUUUGUGCAAUUAGAUUAGUAGGCAAUAGUUUGUUUCCACUAAGAUAUGAUAAUUUUAUCUUGAUGUAUUUGUGUCACGUACUUCUUGUUUUCCUUCUUUUUUUUUAAUUGAGUAAUUUUCCUUUAACAUUGUUUUCAUUGUUCGUGUGAGAAUUUGGGUACGUCACGAUUUUUGUUUUAAUUUCCUCUUAUUUUCGUAUUAAUUGAGUGUCUUAUUUGUACAUAUAAACUAGUCUUGCUAUUCACACUAGGUACACAAGUAGCAAUUGUUUCUUUACUAUUUUUCACAAUCAAUUAUUUAUUACACUGAAAAAUGUUACAUAUUUAUAAUGAUACUGCCUUCAUAUCAAAAGUACAGUCUAGCAUUUUAGUCAGAUAAUAAUAGUGAUAAUUUAAUUUAAAAUUCAGAUUAUCUAGAAGUUUGCAAAUUGCAUUUUUGUUAAUAGAAUUCAUUUUUUAUUGAUUUAAGAACCACUGGGUUCUUGAGUAUUUCAAAUAUACUUAUAUAGUAGGCUUGUUUUAGAGCUUCAACGUUUAUGAUUAUUUUUAUUGUGGUUGUCAUUUGAGUGGCUUAUUGCAAUUAAAACAAUUAGUUUCGAAUUUUCUGUAGACAGCCACCCAAAUUAUGAGGGAAGAAAGAUAAUAUAGUUAGGAUUAAAACUUUUCCUUUGAAGAGUUCUAGCUCAAAUAUGGUCCCAAUCUUCUUCCUUUGUGGUAUCAUGUUUCUAUACUAUAUGCUCGGAAACUGUAUUCUUCACAGUGGAAUUAUUAUAUUUCCUGUACGUAUUUUAUUUUAUUCUGCAAGAAUAUUUAUAUUGAACUAAUAGAUAUUUGCUAAGUUGUAUAACAGUUUCGUCAUAUUUAUACAACAAAAUAUUGAAUUUGCCUUGCAGCAUACAAUUUGGAUGCUCUAUUAAAAUUUCUCUAUGAUUUUUCCGAAUCAAAGUCGAAAGUUUUGGUUUAUCGACCAUUGCAUUGUUGUUUAGUGACAUUUCAGAAUACAGGACCAUGAAGACUGCUGUUUAACGAAAUUAAUCUGAAACUUGGGAAUUUCACCCUGUAUAACUCGCACAGUACAAUCAUGGUAUUCACACGUGUGUGGAUUCCACCUUGUAUAACAUGCACAGUACAGUCUUUAAAUAUGUGUGAAUUCCACCCUGUAUAACUCUCACAGUAAGUACGUGAUAUUCGCUUCUGUGUGGGUUUUACCCUGUAUAUCUCGCGCAGAACUUCACUAAUUUCAAUACUAGUUAACUAUUUCAUGUAAUUUCAAGAAAAAAUUGAAAAUUCAUAUUUUUCCAAAGAACAAUUGCCUAUGACUUUUCUCUGAGAUGUUAUUUCUCUAUGAUUUUUCCGAAUCAAAGUCGAAAGUUUUGGUUUAUCGACCAUUGCAUUGUUGUUUAGUGACAUUUCAGAAUACAGGACCAUGAAGACUGCUGUUUAACGAAAUUAAUCUGAAACUUGGGAAUUUCACCCUGUAUAACUCGCACAGUACAAUCAUGGUAUUCACACGUGUGUGGAUUCCACCUUGUAUAACAUGCACAGUACAGUCUUUAAAGAUGUGUGAAUUCCACCCUGUAUAACUCUCACAGUAAGUACGUGAUAUUCGCUUCUGUGUGGAUUUUACCCUGUAUAUCUCGCGCAGAACUUCACUAAUUUCAAUACUAGUUAACUAUUUCAUGUAAUUUCAAAAAAAAAUUGAAAAUUUAUAUUUUUCCAAAGACCAAUUGCCUAUGAUGUUUACGUCUUUCGAAAUUAGAAAAAUAUGGAAGGUUAUAAUCUGGGAUUCUUUUUAGAAGACACUUUUUGAUGUGUUGCGAGAUCAAAUCUUUCAUUUUGUUGUAUAUUAUGAUGAGCGCUAUUUUUGGGGAUUAGGGUUUAUAUAUUCGGAAAUUAUAGUGAAACGUUUCAUAGCAAAAUAAUGAAAAAAAGUUGAUAGUUUUUUCGGAAUAUUUGAUGUGCCUGUAAAUGUUAUAAUCAUUCGUACACUCUAUGUUCGACGUCAAAUGGAUUACCGACUCUGCACUAAUUGUCUUAAAUGUGUUAUUCAACAGGGAUUUUCGCGUCAAUAGAGUUGUGGAAUAUACUAGUUGUGAUAUUUAAUGAAGAAAUAAUCAUUUUUAUUGUAUAUACUGAAUAACGCCUAAAUAUAUGGGAUUUUUGUCAGGGAUUUUACACCAAUUAUCAAAAAAAUAGAGAUAUUGAAUUGCAUAAAAAUACAGAGAUGCCAUCAUAGAAUUUCUCUGUAUGGUAUAGAUAGAGAUUAACAAACCCUGGAUAUUUAAUUUUAUCAAUUUGAGCAGUACUAUAUUCUUCUGAUUUGUGGACUAAUUGAAAAAAACGACCUGUAUUACUCGGACAUCUACAUUACUGUAUAUUCUUAUUGAGGCGGAAUUGAAGUUUGCUUUUCACCCUCAACCGGGUGUCCCAAAUUCGAGGGAUAUCAUUGGGAUCUCUGUAAACAUAACAUAUACAAAAUCGGUUAAAUCAAGGCAAAGUUGCGUGAUUUGCUGCUGAUCAGCAUAUCCCUUGAAAAGUAUAGAAAUUCCGAAUACUUCCGGAGAUAUUUGGAAGAAACCUAAUACUCGCGAUUUCGUUUUUAUUUUUUUAUUCUGACUAUUUGAAGUGAUGUGACAAAAUAAGUUCCAUAGCAUCGUUGCCACUCUUUCCGCUCUAUUCAAUGGUAAUAAUAGAUUUGUGAUCCGACGUUUCGUCUUCGAGGAGACAUCAUCAACUUCGUUUUCUUUAAGCAAAAAAAAAAUAUUUUAAUUCCAAUUCUGAAUUAGAUGACAUGUUACAGUUCACAAUUAUCCGACGUUUCAGACCAAAGAAUCACCAUCAUCAACCGCCAUCUUGUAGAGAAGGAAAAGUUGUUGCAAAAAUGUCUAAUUCAUUUUCGUAUAUCUCUUUUAGUAAAAUCAGAAAAAAAUCAUGUUUUAGAAUUAGAAACUCGGAAAAUAACUUUAUUAAGAUAUACACCAAAAUGAAUUUGACAUUUUUCUAGCCACUUUUUCUUCCCCACAAGUUGCUGUCAUCAAAUUCUUCUCCUGACGUUUCGUUUUCUCGUAACCAUCAUCAAAUAACACUGAUGAUGAUUUUUAGUUUCAAAACGUUGGAUAAUUGUAAAUAGCAGUAUGUCGUUGGAUUCAGGAUUGAAAUUAUAGUUUCUUAGGUCGAAAAAACAUUUUCGACCAUUCAAAACAACAAAGUUGAUGAUGGCUCCUCGAAGAUGAUACCGCGGAUCACAAAUUUAUGAAUAGAGAUAAAAAAAUAUCAUUGGAUAGAGGGGAAAUGGUGGCAAUGAUGAUAUACAACUUAUUUUGUCAUAUCAAUUCAAAUAAGGUCAGAAAAGAGUAAAUGUGAUAUCGCGGAUAUUCGGUUAUUUCGUAUAUCUUCAGAACUAUUCGGAAUUUCUAUACUUUUUGAGCGUUAUUUUGAUCAGCAUCAAAUCACGCAACUUUGCCUUAAUUCAACCGACUUUGUAUCUGUUAUGGUUACCGAGAUCCCAAUGAUGCCCCUCGAAUUUGGGACACCCGGUACAUAGAAGUGGAACACAGAUUUUGAAAUUGGUGUAAAUAAUUAACAAAGUUCCCGAGAAAGUGUUUCAAUUAGAUAGAAAAGGUAAAUAACACCUAUGGUAGAUGUAACAAAUAAUAUUUUUGGAUUGUCUUAGAUUAGUUUUGAAUAAUACAAAAUAUUAAUCGGGUGUUCUUUCGCUAACUGUAGGGUUUCUCUCUUUGAUAAAGAUGAUGUCCAAAUGUUUCGAUGUGCAUGUUGAUGUACAGAUUCUUCAACAGUUUAGUUCCUCUUUGCACAUUGUUUUACUUCAAUCAACAAAUUUGUACAUAUAUUUUUUAAAUAAUGUCCUAGAGAUCUUCUUUCUGUGAUCAUCAAACAUUUCUUUGUAUAUAAUUUCAUCAGAUUGUCGUCUUUUAUUCAAAUGAAAGAACGUGAUGUGCCACACUUAGAAAGGAGCGAAUUCUAAGGAUAGAUAAUAGGAAAGAAUGUUUUUUUUUUCAAUUUGGAUAAAGACUCUGAACUUUUGCUUUGAGUAGAUCUAAAAUAUAACCGCCUUAUUGAGAGACAAAUAUAAGUAGAGAGUCUUUUGGAAUGAUUUAAGCGUUUGAACCAUUCGCUCUUAGUUGAAUUAAUGCACAGGGUUCCAUAUAGAUAUUUAACUUUAAAGAAAAUUAACAGCGAAUUAGUGUAGUUGCCGAUAUUUUCCAUCCUUAUCGAUAAUUAUUUAGCUUUUUGCUCAUUCAUCCGAUAGCUUUUUGAUGGUUUCACGUUAAUGGCCUCACUGUCUCGCAAUCGCAGUAUUACAUUCUGAUGUAAAUAACGGUGCUUACUUUCGCUUUGUUAUUGUUCUUCAUCUAACGUCAUUAGAUACGUGGAAAAUGCUUCACAUAAAAAUAUAACGUGUUAUUCACUGUUCGUGUCAAAAAACGUUCUAAAUCACGAAAUCAAUGGGUAGUAGGUAAUACGGUAUGUGAGGCACCCCCCCCCUUUAUUUUCUCCGCUGACCAAUGGCUCAACGUCAUUCAUAAUGCCCCGCCCACUGCUACCUAAGCGGGAAAAAUAUCCACGAAUAGAAAAUCGAUUGAGACGUCGCACUUGGUGAAGGUGAUUGGCUGUCGAAAUCACGUGAGUAGAAAAGUGGUGGGCGGAUGCCUCAUGUACUCUAAUGCCUACUGGUAAUUUUAGGAAGCCAUUAUUUCCCAAGAAAACUGAAGGAAUCUGUAAUUUUCUGUUGAAUAGUUUUGGUUUGCUCAAAGAUUAUGGUUCUCGUAUCAUGAAAUAAUUGGUUAGGGGGAUAUUAUUAUGGUUUUAUAUUCUUUGGUUUGCGAUGGAAUAUUAUGAUUUAUUCUUGAAAAAAAUCAAAGUAGUUAUUGCUUAAAGUCCGAUUUUUCCAGUUUUUGGGUUUCUUACCGUUCUACAAGUAUUUUCAACUGUUUCGAGGCUUAAUAUCAAACGUAUUCAUUCAGCACAAUAUUCGACGUUUACCUCAUAUUAUAAUAUACCGUAGAUCUCUUUUUCAUCAAAUUGUCUCGAUAAUAUGUGGAUUGGCCAGAACUAAAAUCCAAAUUUGAGGUUAAACUCGACCUACAUUAUUAGAAGGCGUCAAUUGUCAGUUUUUGCGUUUUUUAUGUAUGUCAUGUUUAACUUCUCAUGUUGGAAUACCGUAUACAGUAUGUCCCACUUUUUGUACUCAUAUUUUUGAUAUUAUUGAAUUGUUUUUGAUGAUUCGAGGUUUUAUUUUUUAAGAAUUGUACUCAUAAUGGAGGAAUGAGGUUUUUUUCGAGAGGUUCUUCAUUGAUAUCAAAAAAUAUGAGUGGAGUGGGAUACCACAUAUAUUUUUUUGAUUCCUGCACGUUGCGUUAGUUGUUUUGUAUAUAUUAUUUGGGUUGGUUAUUAUAUUUAUAUUAGUUACCAUAAUAGAAUGCGCUUAUACUGGUUGUAGUUACAUUUUAUGCGAUAGUUUUUAUUUCUCAAUAUGGAUAUAAAUAUCAGGAUAAUUUGAGAAUCAUUAAUCACUUCCAAUAUGAAAUGUAACAAAAUAUUUAAGGUUUUACCUAUAUGAUCUAAAGGCUGCACUAUGUAAUAUGUGUGUCUGUGACAUUUUAGUACCACUUCCAUCUGUGAAAACGGAUAACAAUUUUUCAAAUUAGGUAAAGGGUGAAUAGAAAACCUUCAAGGUAUUUUCUAGCAAGAAAACUGAAAAAAAUAAUAAUCUUGAAACAUAGGAAGUGGUAAAAUAAUGUUGCAGAUAUAUUUCGUAGAUUUAACUAUAAUAUUAUUAGUGUUACACAAGACUGGUGUAGAAUCAUGUCAAUAUUUUUAGCUAAUUAGUGGUGUUUUGACACACCUUCAUAAAUGGUGAUAGGCUAUUCAGUAGUUAUUGUAUCUUAACUGAAAAAUAACCAUGGAUUGUCGGAAUUUUCAUUUUUUUGUGUUUGUUUCAGUAAUAGUAACUUUAAUGGAUUUUUUUGCAUUGACAAAAUACAAAAGUAUAGUACAAAGGGUUUGUUAAAAUGUUUGUAAAUACAAUAUUUAUUGAUUUUCCAUUGUAUAUAGUUUGAUUAUUGUGUAUUAAUUGGUUUUUGUUUAUAAUUGUUUUUGAUAGUUUGAGUAAUUUUUCAUAGAGGCCUUAGUAGUUGAAGGGAACUACAUUAUAGAUGUUUUUAUUCUAAAAUUCGGAUUGAAAAUUUAUCAACAGCACGUUUGAAAUGUCGGUUAAAAUUCUGUAAAUAAAUUGAUAUACCUAGUGAUAAUUGCAGAAAAAUUCAUUAAUUUUAUUAUUCCAGAGUGGGUGAUGAUUUCAAUAGUUUCGUUAAGUACAAAUAAUAAUUGAUGAAAACAAAAUAUUCUCUUCAAUAAAAUAACACUGCUGUAUUUACACAUAAGCAAAUUGUUGUAUGUCAGUCAUAUAGCUGUUUUCAAUGAAAAAUUAUAACAAUAAAAUAGACAGUGGCGGCUCGUGACUUUCAUGACAGAGGAGGCUGAAUGAUAUGAGAUUUAUUGUGAAAAACAACUCUCUACUCACCCAAAUCAAUAGCUUCAAUGACAUUCUGUUAACCAGUUAACCGGAACUUGAUACUUGAAGAUAUGUGUUCCUGUGAUUUGCAGUGUCUAUCCAAUCCAAUUUAAUCCGCGAGGCAAAUUUUUCAAAUCAUUAUAUCCUAAUCGCCCCCAACAUGAUGACUUAUCGGUUGAAAAUAAUACGCAGUACCAACAAAAUAGCUUAUUCAUUACCUCAGAUCCCGUCAACCAGAUAUAUUUUUUAUAAUUAUCAGAAUUGAAGGAACGAUUUUGUUUGUUACCUGUUACAAUCAGAUUUUCUAAUUCCGGUGUCGUACGUUUGUUUUUCACGAUCAAUUUAUCUUCAUUAGACAAAGCACUGAAUGGGUUCACCAAAAAGUAUUCCACUAUAAAUCGCAAUCGUUUAAAACACUCAUUUUUCAGAAAUUUAUAGAGCCCCUAACCAUUAACCUAACAUAAACAUAAACAAUGCACUCGCGUUUGUCCGCAAUUCGCGAAGCGACACGACAAACACGUGCUAUUCGGGCGUAUUCGGGCAUUUGCAUUGCGCGCGUGGGUUGCGCGGUGUGAAGGAGUCUAGCCUCCUAUAGAUGUUGCCAAGUUGAAUAUUUUACGCGUGAUUUGCAGACUUCAACGUGUGAUGCGUGGGCAAGCACUGUUGCCAAUUCAAAAAUAUUUAACUAAAAACAGGAAAUAAAAUCAAAAUCCAUGUAUUUUAGUGUCCUUUUAAUGAGAAAGUAUAGAUAAUAUUAGUUUAAGGAAAAUCUCUGAGGAGGCUCAGCCUCCGUUGCCUCCUCUGAGGAGCCGCCACUGAAAAUAGAGUGGCCCAACAAUAUUGAAGCAGACUGAAUAACUGCCAGGAGAAUGUUUGUUUGAGAAAACUCUAAAAUCAGUCAAUUUAGAAUGCUUUGGGAACACAUUUUUAUCAUAUCCAAUCGCCAUAAUAUGUAAGUUUUUUCUUAAUUUAAGCGCACUUCAUAUGGAAGCUAAUUCAAUUGGUCAUACAUUUGAACUAAAUAGAGUUACAUAAUACAUAAUAAUAAAUUCUUCAAGUCAAUUUUAGAUAUUGUCAUUGGUGGAUAACAACUUUUGAAAAAAGUGUGGAAACAGUGGUCUACCUAAAAUUUGUUUCUUCUAAUAAAAAUUUAGAGGAACUUUACAUUCAUUAAUAUAUAGAUCUUCAUCAAAUUACCGUCCCUAUUCAAAUUCGACCUAUUUCAGCUUUAUUUCAAACAAAAACUCGCGGAAGAUGAUCAGUCUGCUUCGUUUUCGUCGGGCCUCCCUGUAGGAAAUCUUUUACAUAUUCUGUUUGCACUUCAUACUGAAUCUCGAUUUCUCCCAAGUGAAUUAAUAGACAAUCUUCAUAGACAUCAAAUCAUUAUAAGUAUCAUAAUAAUAUGAUAGGGAUGGGGGCUACUAAAUAUUUCAAAAAAUAAGAUGGAUAAGAAGUAUUCAAAUAUAUUAUCGAGGGCCAAACUGUAUUGUACCUCGUAAUUGAAAAAAUGCAAAUUUCACAGGAGCGACAAAAAACGUAUCACAUUAAUUGAGACAAAAUUUUAUCAUUCUACUUUUAGAAUUAUUUCUUGAAAAUACUCUCCACAGAUAUGUGGACAUUGAAAGCAUAAUCAAAAUUUACACGAAAAAUGGAUUGUUUACUAGGUACCGUCUAUUUUUCAAUUGUUUUUACGAGGUGGUGUUUUCUCGUAACAAGAGUUGUGCUGCUUAAAUAAUAUUUUUCAUUCGUUCAGUCAUUUCGAAGAUAAUUCAGGAAUAAUCUCCAUAUAGAAACAUUAUUACGAACAUAUCAUAAUAAUUACUAAAAAAAAUCGUCGUGGUGGGAAUCGAACCCACCUAGCGGCAAUCCAACGUGGAUAGAACACUGACGCUUCAACCACGGGGCUACGCUGGCCACUACUCCAAUUGAGAAUGAAGCAUUAGGAGAUCUUCCUACCUUUAGAACGGGGACAGCAAACUACGCAUUAUGGUGCCAUUCACUAAUAGCUAGUUAGGAAUUACUGCUUCAGAAUCAAGUUAAAAAACAUAUGAGGUAAUGUUUUUCGAUAUUUCUGCAGAAACUAUGCAAAAACCUGCAGCAUAACUCACAAUAGAUGGAGAUAGAUGUUCUGCAGCACUUUGAAUAAAAAACGUGAUUUUCAUAAAAAACGUCAUUUACAAGGAACUGCGGUUUGAUCCUCGUUAUGUAACUUUCUUUGAAUUUAUUAUAACUACAGUGUGACCCACUUAAGACCGGAGCACCCUUAUAAAAUCUAUAGUGUUUAACCAAUUUUUUUUGUUUCAGCAGGACUAUCCUGAGAUCUACGAUUACACAAAUUUGCAAAAUUAAAUUUCAAUCUACAGGGCAUACUAUGCUAUUUUUUUCAUGUUAAAAAUUGCGAAAUUUCAUUAGCGAUUUAA
Molecule: messenger RNA, 16273 nt
Organism: Phaedon cochleariae (mustard beetle)
Lineage: Eukaryota; Metazoa; Arthropoda; Insecta; Coleoptera; Chrysomelidae
Source: the annotation of a GenBank genome assembly